AAAUAAAAACUAAAACACAAGCUGCGCAGCAGAGACGGUCAUACGAGGACAAGCUUUGCUGAAAAAUGGCUGUACCGAUCAUUCAGAAAGUGGUGGCUCUGUUCCUCGCGGUUUGCGUGGACGUUUGCUUGUUUUACGCAUCGGGAUUUGCGGGUAUCCAGCGCGCGUUUGGGCAUCUUGGACUUGCGUGGCUCUCCGCGGCUCUCCGGUGGUCGGCAGUGAGUGUUGUAACUCUGCUCACGCUCGGGGACCUCAGACCAAUGCUUGUUAGGUUCAUAACCGCGUACAGCUUACUUCCAGCGGUGCUGGAGACCGGGACCAGGGCGCUCCACCGCCAGGACGGCCAGUGCGGCCCCGCGGAGCCGCGCUGCUGGCUGCUGUGCGCCGGCGCGGCUCUGGCCGCUGCGCUCUUCUGGGAGAUCACCGUCCCCGACACCGACCCGGCGGCCGCUACUAAAGAAAACAAGCAGAAGUCCAGAGUUCUGUUCAUGAGAGUCAUCCGUCUUCUAAAACCUGAUUAUCCGCUGCUGGCUGUGGGCCUUGUGUUCCUGUCACUGGCAGCUAUCUGUGAGAUGUUCAUCCCAUUCUACACGGGGAGGGUCAUUGAUGUCCUUGGCAAUCAUUACCAACAAAAUGAGUUCCUAACUGCGCUCCUCUUCAUGGGCCUGUACUCUGUGGGAAGUUCUGUGAGUGCUGGCUGCAGAGGCGGUCUGCUACUUUGUGCCAUCAGUUCAUACACAUGCAGAAUAAAAGGGAAGCUGUUUGAGGCUUUAACAAAACAGGAAGUUGGAUUCUUUGAGACGACAAAAACAGGUGAAAUAACAUCCAGGUUGUCUAAGGACACCACCCUGAUGGCGAAAACAGUGGGUCUGAACAUCAACGUGCUGCUGAGGACUUUCAUCAAGACAAUGGGCAUGAUCUCUCUGAUGAUGAAUCUGUCGUGGAAGCUCACAUUCCUUGUACUGAUGGAGACGCCGAUCACUGGUCUUAUACAGAACAUCUAUGACACACACUAUCAGAGGUUGUCCCAGGCAAUGCAGGACUCCAUGGCUCGUGCAAAUGAUGCUGCAAAUGAAGCAGUGUUUGGUAUUCGUGCAGUGCGGAGUUUCAACACAGAAAAACAAGAAGCUCAUCGUUAUGACAAACGCUUAAUGGAAACACACAUCCUGAAGACCCGCCGAGACACCAUCACGGCUGUUUACUUGCUCCUACGGAGGUUGACAGGGUUGGCCAUGCAGGUCUUCAUGUUAUACUAUGGCAGACUUUUCAUCCAAAAAGGACAGAUGACCACAGGAAACUUGGUUUCUUUCAUCCUCUACCAGUCAGAUCUUGGAGACAACAUUAGGACGCUCACCUACAUCUUCGGUGACAUGCUGAACUCAGUGAUGGCCGCUGGUAAAGUAUUUGAGUAUCUGGAUCGCAAACCUCAAGUCAGCACAGACGGGAAACUCAAGCGCGAUCAUCUGAGCGGACAUGUCAGCUACUGUCGCCUCAACUUUGCGUAUCCUGCAAAUCCCAGCAAGAUAGUGCUCCAGGACUUCUCCUUGGAGCUGAAACCGGGUCAGAUGACGGCUCUCGUGGGUCCAUCUGGGGAAGGAAAAAGCACUUGUGUGAGUCUGCUGGAGAGAUUCUACGAACCUCAAAGUGGAGAAAUUCUUCUGGAUGGGGAACCACUGAAAUCCUACGACCACCAUUUCUUCCACAAGAAGAUCGCGGUGGUGAGCCAGGAGCCUGUGCUCUUCUCCGGCUCCAUCAGAGAUAACAUCGCCUACGGGCUUGCUGACUGCUCCCUUCAUGAGAUUGAGGAAGCAGCGCGCAAAGCCAACGCCCAUGACUUUAUUCAGGAGCGGGAGAAAGGUUAUGAUACAGAGGUGGGUGAGGGUGGCAGCCAGUUAUCCAAGAGCGAGAGGCAGAGGAUCGGCAUUGCUCGAGCUCUGAUCAGGCAACCCAAGGUCCUCAUAUUGGAUGAAAUAACCAGCUCUCUGGACACUGAGAGUGAAAACAAGGUUCUGCAGGCCCUGGCCCGCUGCCCCAACCAAACCCUUCUGGUGAUCGCCCACCGGCUGAAGACCAUUGAGAAGGCCGAUCAGAUUGUUGUGAUUAGUGGAGGUAAAGUUAAGGAGCAGGGGACUCACCAGGAGCUGAUGGACCUGAGGGGGAGCUACUACAAACUGAGAGAGGAGCUCUUCACCGAGCAGAGCUCGCCUACGGGAGGAACUGCCGACGCUUGACUGUGCAGGAGAUCGAGUUAACGUGAUGUGACAGAGGUGUUCAGAAGUGACUGAGAUGUUUUACUGUAAAUAAUAGUCUGUAAAGAAUAAACUGUGUUUUGUCCCUCAGAA
This is a messenger RNA of Cololabis saira (Pacific saury), 2342 nucleotides long. It is a transcript of the gene tap2a, whose product is annotated as transporter associated with antigen processing, subunit type a. Lineage: Eukaryota; Metazoa; Chordata; Actinopteri; Beloniformes; Belonidae. The transcript is spliced from 11 exons. The record is from RefSeq and is a predicted model, not a curated record. Gene Ontology annotation, cellular component: membrane. Gene Ontology annotation, molecular function: ATP hydrolysis activity; ABC-type oligopeptide transporter activity; ATP binding. The coding region runs from base 66 to 2231 and encodes 721 amino acids. Gene Ontology annotation, biological process: transmembrane transport.